This is a messenger RNA of Bursaphelenchus okinawaensis, 2960 nucleotides long. The record is from the annotation of a GenBank genome assembly. Lineage: Eukaryota; Metazoa; Nematoda; Chromadorea; Rhabditida; Aphelenchoididae.
AUGGAUGGAAACACUGGAAAUGCCUGGGAUCUGGUGGGCGACGAUGAUAACUCCAGAGUUACGACUUCUGGCACAAUGGAAGAGGAAUCAGAAGUAUGUCCAAUUUAAAAAACUUUUUUAACCGUAUUUUAAACAAUUGUAAAACCAAUUUAAAAGAAAAACAAUAGUGUUUUAGAUUAAAAACGAAAAAGAUAUAUUGUAAUAGCCUCAAAACUGUGGUUUAUUAUAGCAUAACGUCUCUACUACACGUUCAAUUUCCCAAUAUUUUUAGAUCGACAGUCAAGAAGCCUCCCAAAUCCUAGAAGAAGAAGAGAAAAAGCUAGAAGAAAGACGUCAGCGUAGCAAGUAAGAAGCUUGAUUGAAUGUUAACAUAUUUAGAUCACCGGCCGUAGAAUCCCUCCGUAAAGUCAGCAGAAUGGUACUAGAAAGAGUUGGUAUCAGAAAAAAGAAACAACCAUUCCUCACUCUCAGUAGACGACCUGAGUUACCGUACUUCGACCUAGACCUGUUUUGCGACAAACCCAAAGAGUUCUUCUACACUCAGCAACACAAGAUUAUACCCAAGAUCCUGUCGUCCACAGAUUUGUUGUCCAAGAAGCUGACUAGUCUUGGGAAUAAAGAAAAAUGGUAAGUAAAAUCACUUUACUGGAUAAGUUCUUGCAAAACGUAUUUUAGCCCUAGAUUUGAUAAAGCAAUAACAAGAAUUGGCACUCUUAAAUAAACUUCUCUAUUUUUAUAUUAUUGAUGCCUAACAAAUCAAAAUUGUAGUUCAUACUUGUUCAAAAGCCAAGACAGUGAAGAUAAUAACAUGGCCGAAGCAAUAAUCGGAACCAUGGACCCAGAACGACUUCACAUAUACGACCCAUACUGUCCAAUUCACGGUUCGCGACGUGAAAUUAUCAAAAAACGACAUCAACUUAUAGAUAUGAGUGGGCUAGCCAGUGUUGAAGAUGUGGAAACUGACCAACUUGCUCCAAUUUUGUCAAGGUAAGUUAAAGUGAAUAUACUUCUUUACUAGUUGUAUAAUACUACUAUUGUAGCAACACCUAUGCAGCCAAAGCCAUCAGAAAACGUCAACGAGCCUUGUCCGGCCUUAAAGGGAUCCAUGUGGCCAAAGAGAAACGCAAGAUUCUGUGGAAUCUGUUCACGAUCUCAGCUGCCUUCCUCUUUCUGUUCACCGGCUUCCAAGGCCUUCAGAACCUGCAGACUUCUGUGAACGAUCAGCUUGGUGGAGACUCUUUAAGCAUCAUGUACCUCUCCUUGGCCAUAUCUUCUUUGUUUGUCCCAAACUUUGUCGUCAAUAGACUUGGCUCUAAACUGACGUUAAUCACCGCUUUUGGAAUCAUGAUCAUAUACAUGUUGGCCAACUUUCUACCUCAAUAUUACUCUCUGCUGCCGGCUUCCGUCCUAGCUGGAGUGGCGGCUAGUUGUAUGUGGUCAGCUUGUAGUUAUUAUAUUACUCAAAGUGGCAUCAACUAUGCCAAACUGAACAUAGAAGCUCAGAAUACAGUAAGUGUGAGGUUCUUCGGAACAUUCUUUAUGAUUGUGCAUGUUGGACAAGUACUGGGUAGUUUGUUGUCAUCAGUUAUCUUGAGUCAGUCGGUUGUGACAGCAGUUAUUGUGGACGAAGCUGAUCGAACGUGAGUUUGUUACCAAUGUUGUGAUAAUAUUAUUUGUACAACGAGGGUCUUUUAGCCUUUGUGUACUAUAUUUUAAAGAUAUUAUACUUCUGUCAUCAAUAUUAUUGUGGAAGAAACAAUUUUUUAUAGGUGUGGAAGUGGAUUUCCAAGAAAUCUUUCGCUUUUGAGUGACCGCGCCAAACUCAACCUUCAACGGCCAAGUUUGGUAGCCUACCGUAGUGUAGUAGCUGUGUAUUUAUGUUGUGCCAUGGUGGCUCUUAUGAUCGUAGCCUUCUUCCUCAACGCUUUAAAACGGGAUGAAAUCAACAGGUAAAACAUAACAAUCCAAUUAACAUUGAUGCUGACUUUAGAAACAUUAUUUCAACUUUAUGUUUUGUCAUUAGUAUGUACAUUACUUUCAGCAAACAACCUCCAAAAUUCUCUGCCGAAGUCUUAAAACAAACUCUGAAGAAUCUUCAGAAGCCAAAAGUCCUGCUACUGAUACCAUUGACAAUAUUCAAUGGCAUCGAGCAAACAUUCGCAGUCGGUAUCUACACAAAAGUACGUUUUCGUAUAAAGAAACAUACAUUUUCAGUAACUUUUUUUGAAAACAUAUUGAAGUACUUAUCUCAAUAACCUUCUGCAGGCAUUUGUUGGCUGUGGUCUCGGAAUCUCACAGAUCGGCUACGUGAUGACGACCUUCGGAGUGAGUGAUGCCAUAUGUAGUCUAGUCUUCGGCCCUUUGAUCAGGAUGUUCGGCCGAAUGCCAUUGUUUGUGUUCGGUGCUGUCAUGAACGUGUUGAUGAUCAUGACCUUGAUGAUUUGGCCUCUGAAUCCGGGCGACCGUGUCCUGUUCAAUGUUAUCGCCGGUGUUUGGGGGAUGGCUGACAGUGUCUGGAACACACAAGUCCAAGGAUUCUGGGUGGGAUUGACCGGUAGAACGUCGCUGGAAGUGGCUAUCGCCAACUACAGAUUCUGGAUGUCAUUUGGAAUGGCAAUCGGCUUUUUCAUCGCCAGGUUUACUACAGUAAACUCGUAUCUGGCAGUGUCAUUUGUGAUAUUAUUGAUUGGAAUUCUGGGUUACUUUGCCACAGAAAUGAUGGAUAUUGUAAUAGUAAGUCGUUAUAAUUGUUAUUUAGUACUUGUAUACAUCUUGCGUUCAACUUUUAUAGGUAUUUUCACUUUUAAAAGUAGUAAGGUAAAAGUUUUUACAAAUUCUUAUUUUCUCAAUGCUUAAUAUUGUAAUAGUAAGUCAUCAACCUUCUCAGCAACAAUUUUAUUCGACAAAAUAACGACCUUUUGUUUUAGGCACAAUUCAAAACACAUCCGGAGAAGAAGUGA